Didymodactylos carnosus is the source of this 504-nucleotide messenger RNA. NCBI's taxonomy places the organism in Eukaryota, Metazoa, Rotifera, Eurotatoria, Philodinida, Philodinidae. The record is from the annotation of a GenBank genome assembly.
AUGCCAUUAUUACUGGAACGUCCAGAAAACUUUCCGAAGCCAGUUUCCUCUGAUGGAGGAAACUCAAGAAGGAUUACAAAGGAACUACGCGAACUGGUAAUUGGUGAUCCAAUACUCAUGGCUGGACCCAUUAAUAAUGAUUUGUUCCAUUGGGAAGCGAUAAUUCAAGGUCCCAUAAAUACACCUUAUGAAAACGGUAAAUUUAUAAAUCGCAUUCUGUUUACAGACCUGUAUCCCAUAAAACCGCCCAAAUGCUACAUGAUGACAAAAAUUUUUCAUCCAAAUAUACAUGAAUAUUCGGGUGAAAUUUGUUUAACUUUACUUGAUCGCGGAUGGCGAACAACACUCACAGUUGGAAAUAUACUAAGUGGAAUUUAUAAUUUAUUACAACAGCCAAAUUCCGAAUUCGAAAGCUGUCUGAACCUAGAUGCCGGCCGUCUAUUAGACAAUAUAGACGAAUUUAACCGCAUAGCAAAAGAAUACACAGUACUACAUGCAAUCUAA